Messenger RNA from Raphanus sativus (radish), 1422 nucleotides. Its product is annotated as protein REVEILLE 5. Lineage: Eukaryota; Viridiplantae; Streptophyta; Magnoliopsida; Brassicales; Brassicaceae. The coding region runs from base 106 to 1059 and encodes 317 amino acids. The transcript is spliced from 8 exons. The record is from RefSeq and is a predicted model, not a curated record. Gene Ontology annotation, molecular function: DNA binding.
AGUCGAGAGGAGCUGUGAAGAAGAGUUUACGAAACGCAAAAGCUGAAAUCGAAUUUUGAUCACAAAAAAAAAAAGCGAAUCGCGAUUCCGAGCUCACUGAAUCUAAUGGUGUCUCUAAACGCUAGACCUGCUCCGUUCUUCGAUCCCGUGAGCAUGAGUUUACCUGGUCUCGAUUCGAGGGCGUCGGACUCCGACGACGGGUUUGGUUUGACUCCGAUCGCAAGGAGAGACACGGCGACGUUUCGCGAGGAUACGACGGCGAAGAUUCGGAAGCCUUACACGAUCAAGAAGUCGAGAGAGAACUGGACAGAGCAGGAGCACGAUAAGUUUCUAGAAGCUCUCCACUUAUUCGAUCGAGACUGGAAGAAAAUCGAAGCAUUUGUUGGAUCAAAGACAGUCGUCCAGAUACGUAGCCACGCACAAAAGUACUUUCUCAAAGUUCAGAAGAGCGGUGCUAACGAACACCUUCCUCCUCCACGACCUAAGAGGAAAGCUAGUCAUCCUUAUCCUCACAAGGCUCCUAAAAAUUUUGCUCUUCCCUCCCACGCUGUUGGAUCUCUUCCUGCUUCAAGCGCACCCUUGGUUCAACCUGCUUAUUUGUACAGCUCUUCUUCUGAUUCACACUCACUUGUGGGGAAUCCUCCUCCUGCGUCUAGCUCUUCUUCUUCUCAGAAUCAUGCAUUAACAACAAAACCGGUGAUUCAAGAGGAACCAGGAGUCUUGGCCGCGGCUCUCCCAAAGAAUCGCUGUUGCAGCACUGGUAAUAAGGAAGUUACGCCGAGAUUACCAGCGGUGACUGAGUCGAAUGAUGAUGAUGAUGAAGAUAGUUGUGGAAAGCCACGUAGAGUGAUGCCCAACUUUGCUGAAGUCUACAGAUUUAUUGGAAGUGUGUUUGAUCCCAACACAUCUGGUCACCUCCAGAGACUAAAGCAGAUGGAUCCAAUAAAUAUGGAGACGGUUCUUUUACUGAUGAGAAACCUAUCUGUAAAUCUGACAAGUCCAGAGUUUUCUGAACAAAGGAAGUUGAUAUCAUCAUACAGCAGUAAAGCUUUGAAAUAGAUAUUUGGAAAAAGCAACAAUGGACCUUAAGAGAGCAAGAAAUUCUCAUUCAUUGGAUGAGCAAAUGAAUGCCACUUAAGUUCUGGUUUAUGUCUUUGAAGUCUUAGUUAACCGCAGUGGUUUGUCCUAUAUUGUCUAUAUUCGUAUGAGUGAUAGAGAGGGUUUUGCAGAGGUAUAAUAUAUAUGUAUAUAUGUAUAGAUAUGUGUUUAUAAGGGCAAAGUUUGUAAGCGACUUUCUUAAGUUUGGAUCAAUCUCAGGAGGUCUUAAGUUUCGAGUCUCUGUAAAGGCGCAAAAUAGUUUUUUUUUGGGGAAGUUGAGAUAGAGUGAGAAAUGAGAAUAAUAAGAAGAAAAACUUUGAGUCA